Messenger RNA from Dipodomys ordii (Ord's kangaroo rat), 1896 nucleotides. RefSeq names its product N-acetylglucosamine-1-phosphate transferase, gamma subunit (gene Gnptg). The record is from RefSeq and is a predicted model, not a curated record. The annotation marks the transcript as partial. The transcript has 9 exons. Lineage: Eukaryota; Metazoa; Chordata; Mammalia; Rodentia; Heteromyidae. Gene Ontology annotation, cellular component: Golgi apparatus.
CCCGCCGUGUCCACCAGGCUGAACAACCCGUUCCUGCCCCAGACCAGCCGCCUCCAGCCCAAGAGGGAGCCGUCGCCCCUGUCCGGGCCUGCUCAUCUCUUCAGGCUGUCUGGCAAGUGCUUCAGCCUGGUGGAGUCCACCUACAAGUAUGAGUUCUGCCCAUUCCACAACGUGACCCAGCAUGAGCAGACCUUCCGCUGGAACGCCUACAGCGGGAUUCUAGGCAUCUGGCAGGAGUGGGAGAUCAGCAACAACACCUUCACGGGCAUGUGGAUGAGUGAGGGCGACUCGUGCCGCGCCCGGAGCCGCCAGAGCAAGGUGGAGCUCACCUGCGGAGAGAGCAACCGGCUGGCCCACGUGUCGGAGCCCAGCACCUGUGUCUACGCCCUGACCUUUGAGACGCCCUUGGUCUGCCACCCGCAUUCAUUGCUAGUGUACCCGACCCUGCCCGAGGCGCUGCAGCGGCGCUGGGACAAGCUGGCGCAGGACCUGGCCGACGAGCUCAUCACCUCCCAGGGCUACAAGAAGCUGCUGAGGGCGCUGUUUGAGGAUGCUGGCUACGUGAAGGCCCUGGGAGGAAACUCGUCUGCCCGGGAGGGGGCGCCAAAGGCCGAGGGGCUGGAGAGUCUGGAAACGUGCAGGAAGGCCCACUCGGAGCUGACCGAGGAGAUCCAGAGGCUCACCUCGCUGCUCAGCCAGCACGGCAUCCCCUUCUCAAAGCCCACAGAACUAUCUCGUUUGGAACAGCACCUGGGCCAGGGGCUCCCCACUCACGGGCUCUCAGAGCAGCUGAGAGGCGACCCUGGGCUGCGUGGCGACGCCCUGUGACCUGAGCAACCCGGAGCGAGGGGAGAGGAGGGGGGCCAGGCAGGCCAGCGGGCAGAAACCACCUCUGCGCCCACCUGCCAGACAGGGCCGUCCCCCAACGCGAGCACAAAGGAGACCUGCACAGUAAAGACGGAGAGGUUUAAUUUGAAGUCCCAUACUGAUAAAAAUAAUUCCAUGAGUUCUGUAAACCAUUGCGAAAAUGCUAUAGUGUAAAAAAUUUAAACAAACGUUAACAGCUGACCACACGUAAAUGAUUAUGCACUAUAAACACGCCUUGGAGACCAGGAGGCCCUCAAUGCCACACGCACCCAGGUGUGUGCAACAAGGCUUCCGCACUGCACUGAAGUCCACAGGAAGUGCCCACACUGGAGAAGCCUGCCACUGUAAUCUACUGUGAACAGCGACCCCAGAGACACAGACAAGGGUGGGGCGGGCUCACACAGCCUCAGUCCUAGCCCAGGCCUGACACGGGCCGCCAGCCUCCUCCCCUCGGCCCCUUGCCCAGGAAUGCCCUGGACCACAGAAGGGAGGCGAGGAGCCAUGCCCCGGGCCGGUAGAUGCUGGCCCUUCCCUGUCUUCAGGCUCUGGAGCUCCGUUGCCCCACACAGGGACUGGCCUGUGUGGAUGGAGCCUGGCCGUUCUUCGCUAACUUGAAAAAGUCUAGGCACGAUACCAAUAAUCAACACUGUCCUGUUGUCCCCAAAAAGACCAGAGGCCCACAUGGGAAACGAGUGCAUAAAUAUCAAUAAAAAUAAUCAGCGAUUAACAAUAGCACAAAAAUACGUGGUUUCUAGGUAGUGAGCUAGUAAGUCGUUCACUAUAUAAUUAAGAACAAAAAAGAUUCACUAAAACCAAGUCAAGAGUUGCUUUUAGUAACGACUAGCUGUGGAAUGUCAUGGACUCACUGCCUUUAAAAUGAUAGAGAAUUCUCUAUCUGUGUCAUAUUAAAACUGCUUUUAAAUCUCCUAUAUUAAAUACAUUCUAGUUUGGUCAUUGAUAAAAAUGUUAACCUAGUCACUUUGCACUUUAAAAAAUGCUAUUAAAAGUCUUUGGCAAAGCCGCAGGGGA